This is a messenger RNA of Pocillopora meandrina, 2352 nucleotides long. The record is from the annotation of a GenBank genome assembly. NCBI's taxonomy places the organism in Eukaryota, Metazoa, Cnidaria, Anthozoa, Scleractinia, Pocilloporidae.
AUGCGAAGGUAAAGUGGAUUGGAUAGUUGUGUGUGUCAUUUACCACGUCUUUAAUUUACUUUGCUUUUACUACUCGUUUCUUUUUUCUGAUUAUUGUUAUGCAAACAUUAUUUUUCAAUUUUUUUUCAGUAUUCCAAUUACUACUUCGACCUUAGCUCGAAAGCAGGAAAACUUUUGGUCCAAAAACACUCGUUUGAACAGACCAAUGUCACCUCACUUAACAAUCUACAGGUACAAUGUUCAUUUUACAACUUAUAUGCUCCAAAAAAAAAAGUAUUGACUGAUUCUAGGAAAAAGAAAGAAAAAUUCUGAAAUGCCCAUCCCUAGAAAUCUGAAGAUGUUUGAAUUUUGGUUCCCAUUCUCAUGGACAAGAAUGAACUUUCUUAAUAUCAAGUGCUGUUUGUGUCAACAAAAAUAUAUAAACAACAAUCAAAAUUUGCAAUUGAAAGCUCACAGCUAUAGACAAAAAUUCACCCGAAAAUCCGCACUAAAUGCAAUGGGGGGGGGGGGCUUGCUCUCUUGCUUAAAUUUUUCUCCCCCUCCCCCUCCUCCCCCUUUUGCAAGGUUUUGGAUCUAAACCCGAUAGUUUAAAAGAAUAUCCAGCUGUUUGUCAAAUAGAAGUCCAAUUUGAUUUAUCCCCUUUUUUUAUAGGAAACUUCUCCAAAUUUUUUUUUAUUCUUGGAGAUUUAGGAAAUUGUAGAGAAGACCAACUGAUAUGCUUUAUGUGUGAGACUUAGUGUUUGAUGAUGUUAUGUGUGAAUUUUUUUCCAUUUUUAACGAAGAUGAUUUAUUGGUUCAUUUAUUUCACUCAGUCCACAGUUGACUUCAAUGUUGUCAAUAACUCACCGUGGAACAGGAAUUGCUAUGACAACAGGUAACUGAAUAGAGAUGAAUUAUGUCCAUGAUGGGGGAUGGUCUUUUUACUCUCCUUGCCCAUGGAAGAUGGGGGAAAUUGGAAGUGUCAGUGUACUGAUUUCAUAAUCUGUUCUAUGACAUUUACAUAACAAUUAUUGUUUGUGCUUUCAGUGACAACUGGAUUUGCCCUGGCUGCUCUUGGACUGCCAGAGAACUUUGAGCAUUAUUUAAAUUUGGUGAAAGCUUUAGAAAUCCCAGCUUUUAUAAUCUUCAGUGGAAAAACUGCCUUGGCAUGGCCACUGUGUUACCAUUCAUUCAAUGGGAUCAGACAUUUGGUAUGUAUUACAAAUCAAAACAGCAGAUUACAUGGACAACCCCCUGGCCAAGAGGGUUGAUGAAAAUUAACACAACAAUACUUAUUGUGUUUUGUUUGUUUGUUUGGUUUUAUUUUUCAGGCAUGGGAUCUUGGUUUUGGCUUUGACAUGAAUAUUCUCUACAAGACUGGUUGGUUUGUGUUUAUUGGUUCCAUGGGUGCUGCUGCUGCACUGGCUUAUUUCCUGUGAAUCAAACUUGAAUUUUGUGACUUGAAAAAAUAUAGGGAAGCAGAGGAGUUCUAAAAUACACCUAAUUUGCUUUGUUAACCCUUUAACUCCCAUUAGUGAUUAACAGAUAACUUCUCCCCAUAACAUCCACACAUUAUCCAGCUAACAUGUUAUAAGAAUACUCAAACUUAUCAGGUAAAAGUUAGUACCCUUGAUCUAACACCAAAUUCUCAUGACUUAUUUACAAGGAAAUGUGUAGCAGCCAGAGGGGAGAAUUAACAAUCAGAUCUUGGGAGUUAAAGGGUUAAGUUUUGCACUGACCACAUUAUAGACUUUCUAGUUUGACAAAUAUGUAAAUCUGAUUUAAAUAUCUAUUGUUGUUUCAUUUAAAACACAAAUAGGACUGAAAGUCGAACCAAGAGCACAUUGGAGGGCAGCUCUUUGUUAGAGCUUACAUUCACACAAUGGAUUAUUUAUGAGAAAAUUCUGGAACAGGUCCAUAUUUUUUCCACUAUAAAAGUCCAAAAAACAGUCCCUGGUGUUAACAUCAAACUCCUAGUAUUUUUCCUGUCAUAUAUCCUAUCUGUUAUUGGGAGUGACACAUCACCAAGGAUUUUAUGUUUUUUUAGACUAGAAUUUUUCCCAAAUUGUCUGAAUUGAAUUGCAUAUUCAGGUAAAAUAAAUGUUAAGGAAUUUUUGAAUGGACCUUCAUUCUUUUCCAGUGAUGCUUUCGACCUGUGCAAUGCAGGUUCAAGUCCUGGUUGAGUCAUAGGCCAGUAACUGUUAUUUAAACAAAGUUCAGCUGUUGUUUAACAAAACCAUGUUCCUAACUAUCUUCAGUUUGGCUCAGUCUUUAUCUGAAUAAUUAUUUUUGUGACUGGCAUUGUCAAGAAGGCCAAAAGCUUGCAGUGGAAGGAAAUUUAUUUGAUUAAAUCCACCCUCUCAUAGAGAAAGC